Messenger RNA from Miscanthus lutarioriparius, 768 nucleotides. The record is from the annotation of a GenBank genome assembly. NCBI's taxonomy places the organism in Eukaryota, Viridiplantae, Streptophyta, Magnoliopsida, Poales, Poaceae.
AUGGCCACCUCCACCUCAGUUCCCGUUCUCCUGCUCCUCGCCGCCGCCGCCGCCGGCCUCCUGCUCCCCAGCUCGCUGGCAUGCACGAGCAACUGUCCCCCGACCGCGCCCGGCAGUGGUGGCCACGGCCACCCGUCAUACCCAGCGCCCGGCAGUGGCUCGCCGACGUGGCCUUCCCCAGGCUCCGGCUCCAGCGGCGGCCACAGCCGCCCGCCCCACCAUGGCAAGCCGCCCAAGCACCACCACGGCCCCCCGUCCAACUGCCCGCCGUGCAACCCGCCGUACGUGCCUCCGACGCCUCGGCCGUCACCGCCCUACGUGCCACCGUACGUGCCGCCGACGCCUCGGCCGUCACCGCCCUACUUGCCGCCGUACGUCCCCCCGACGCCUCGGCCGUCACCGCCCUACGUGCCGCCGUACGUCCCCCCGACGCCGCCCUACGUCCCGCCGUACGUGCCGCCGACGCCGCCCUACGUUCCACCGACGCCGCCGGCGUCGCGGACGUGCCCGAUCGACACCCUGAAGCUGAACGCGUGCGUGGACGUGCUGAGCGGGCUGAUCCACCUGGUGAUCGGGCAGGACGCCAGGUCCAAGUGCUGCCCGCUGGUGCAGGGGGUCGCCGACCUGGACGCGGCGCUGUGCCUCUGCACCACCAUCCGCGCGCGCGUGCUCAACAUCAACAUCUACCUCCCCAUCGCGCUCAACCUGCUUAUCACCUGCGGCAAGCACCCGCCGUCGGGCUUCCAGUGCCCGCCGCUCUACGACUGA